CAUGUCCACGAACGCCCUCCUCCUUGAAAACACAUGACCGGGGCAUCCGCCAGAGAGCUGAACACAAACCCUGGACUUAUCCCCCUUAGCUUUUGAAUUAGAGCUUCUUUCUCCAGUAUUGGGAGGCAUUAGUGUCCAUAAUUAUGAAGCUACAGUGUGUCGCAGCCGUGCUGUGUUUCGUUUCCGGGGUGGUCAUGGCUGGGAAAUACUCCCGGGAAAAGAACGAGCAGAAGCCGGCGGGGGGUGAAGGCAAAGGGGUCGAGUUCAGGAUCUCCAAGCUGAACCAGGUCUGGGACAAGGCCAUCAGGAUGCAGCUGGCCCCGGUUCGUCUGUCGGAGCUCCACAGCGACCUGAAGAUCCAGGAGAAGGACGAGCUGCACUGGAAGAAGCUGAAGGUGGAAGGGCUGGACGAGAGCGGGGAGAAGGAGGCCAAGCUCAGACAGAACUUCAACGUCAUCCUGGCCAAGUACGAGAUGGACGGAAAGAGGGACAGCCGGUCGCUGGAGAGCAACUCCCUCAAGGACCACGACACCAAGGAGGGCGACAUGUUUGAUGACCCCAGGCUUGACAAACUCUGGAACAAGGCCAAGAGCUCUGGGAAGUUUUUGGAGGAGGAGCUGCUGAUUCUUCGGAGAGAGUUCCAGCAUCACAAGGACAAGAUCCACGAGUACAACAUCGUCAUGGACACCGUGAGCCGCACCGAGGAGAUCCACAAGAACGUCAUCUCCCCCCUGGAGGCCGACGUGAAGGAGCAUGCAGUGCUGCAGAAACACACGGAGCUGAAGGAGAAGAUGAGGGACCUUAACCAGGGCUUUGAGCGCCUCCGCAAGCUCAGCCACGAGGGCUUCAGCGAGGAGAGUGAGUUCAGGGAGCCGCGGGUGAUCGAGCUGUGGGAGUCGGCCAAGAGGUCCAACCUGACCCAGGACGAGCUGGACUCUCUCAAGGAGGAGCUGCGGCACUUUGAGACCAAGGUGGAGAAGCACAGCCACUACCAGGAGCAGCUGGAGCUGUCCCACCAGAAGCUGCUGCACGUGGAGGCGCUGGGCGACUCGGAGCACAUCCAGAAGAACAAGGACAAGUACAACACGCUGUCGGAGAAGACCAGGGAGAUGGGCUACAAGAUGAAGAAACACAUGCAGGACCUGAACAACAAGAUCUCCCGUCGAGGCCUGGACCACAACGAGCUGUGAGACCAGGAGAUAUGUUCCUGUCUCCUUCUCCUCCCUCGCCUCUUCCACCUGUCUCCCUCUCACCCCGUCUCCUCCUCCUCCUCAAACUGUUGCCCUUGACGAUGUGUCCUCCUCCCAGUCCCUACCCCCUUCCACCCGUGUGUAUUAAUCAGCGUUCCUUUCUACCUGCGUCUUUUCUAAGUGAUUUUUGUACAGUAAGUGAUUGCGAUGACAAAAGGAUCCUCAUUGAUUUAUGUAUGAGGCCGUCCGGAAGAUGUGAUGUACAUAUUGAUGCAUUCUAUACUCUAAUCUGAUCUCGGUCCAAUCUGUUGGAGCUGCAGGGUGAGGUUUAGUGAUUUCUGUGGCUUUUCAUAAGGAAUAUACAAACAUUAAUCACUCAUCUCUCACAAGGUCUUUGAAUGAUCUGAUUCAUUCACUGUUGAAAAGAAUCCCUGCUGAACUUCAUAAUUAUACAGGUUAAUAUAACACAUAAUUUACUAAUCAUUGUCUACCAAGGUACUUGGAAACAAUCUUUUAAUAUUCAUGAUACAAGUGACAUCAGCAUACAAAGUUCAACAACAAAUAAUUAAAAAUAUGAAUGAGUAUUGUUUCAAAAGUGAUAAAUAAAGGUUUGUUUAUAUA
Molecule: messenger RNA, 1811 nt
Organism: Gadus morhua (Atlantic cod)
Lineage: Eukaryota; Metazoa; Chordata; Actinopteri; Gadiformes; Gadidae
Gene: lrpap1
Product: low density lipoprotein receptor-related protein associated protein 1
Exons: 8
Coding region: 144-1190 (348 amino acids)
Biological process (GO): negative regulation of very-low-density lipoprotein particle clearance; negative regulation of receptor internalization
Cellular component (GO): endomembrane system; rough endoplasmic reticulum lumen; cis-Golgi network
Molecular function (GO): low-density lipoprotein particle receptor binding; heparin binding; receptor antagonist activity
Source: RefSeq, a predicted model, not a curated record